AUGAGCAGCAUCACUCAGCUCUUUGGUGAUUUGUGUGAAGUCCACAUGACUGGAUUCCCAUGGAAUAUUGGAAUAGGCGGCAAAAAGAGAAGCAAGAAACAGACCAAACAAUGUCUCAAGAGGCUGGCAUAUGACACACUGUUCAUCCACUUGUUCCAAGAAGAAGCUCGAAAGUUGCAGCAAAGUUCCAAAAAGCUUCCAGUGAAAAAUAAAAUGCUGCUGUUGUCCUUUAAUUUGCGUGUUAGUGACAUGAACUCUGAGGCAGACCGACUAGAGGAGCUCUUGGAAACAAUAGAAAGGUUUAGUGGGGAACAGUUCACAAAUUUGUGUUCUGUUCUUGAGCUCUUGGCAGAUCUUUCAGGCACUGGGCCACCCCAAAUCCUUCCACGAAAAAGGGACAUCUUUAAAAACAACAAGUAUGUUGGCAGGAGGCCGCAGUACCAGGAAUUUGACUAUUAUGAUGUUAGUGUAUUUGAAGCGGACAUCGGAACCUUUCUGGCAUAUGAAGAAUUUGAUAUAAGUAACACUGUCCACAGUACACUUCAGCUCAUGGAGGCUGCACCAGGCAGUGGUCUUCCAGCCACAGGCCUUUUCUCUCAGAACUCCACAAGUGAUAAAUUUGAGAAAGAGACUCGUGUGUCACUCUUUGGUGCCCUUGUUCAUACCCGAACCAAUGAUAUGGAUAUUAAGCUAGAUCUGCCACCUGUGCCAGAUAGUGCUGACCUGUCUGGGCUUGCCAUCAAAGUUCCACAAAGCAUUGAUCAGUCAGAAGAUGAGGGUUUCCAAUCUGCAUCAAACAUGACUCCUGAUUCUCAGUCAGAACCCAGUGUAACUCCUGACAUUGAUUUGUGGGAGGCCGUCCUCACAUAUACCCCCAGUAAACGUCGUUGUUGGGAAAGGAUAGGCUUUCCUCCAGGUAAAAGAGAAGAUCCCUAUCUCACAGAGGCCGGCCGAGAAGCAUUUGAUAAAAUUUAUAAAAUUUACGAGGGAGGUUUGCAGAUGCUCAGUAACACAGCUAUACAGUCAGCACCUCAUGUGAUGCUUAAAGAGCCUGAGCUGGUGAAGGAUGUUCUCAAUGUUCUUAUUGGUGUUGUGUCCUCUACCUUCUCCUUCAACCAGUCUACUCAAGUCUUUGUAGUUAAGCAGGGUAUCUAUGUAUCUGGAACUUCCCCUGAAAACAUAGCAAAUCUGUUGGCACAAGUGGCUGAAUAUGGGACUUGCUAUACCAGGCUGAGUCAUUUCUCAUUGCAGUCUGCUCUGGACUCCUCACAAAGCAAAGGCCUUGUAUUUCAGGCUUUUAAAAGUGGCCUCAGAAAAUACUUGCAGUACUAUCGUGCAUGUGUUCUGUCAACUCCAAAUACACUAUCUCUUCUCACUAUCAGCUUCCUCUUUAGAAAACUUGGGCGCCAAUUAAGAUACUUAGCAGAACUUUGCUGCAUUGGGACAUUGGGGAAUGGGUGGCAACAGGGGGAACAACUUUUCAUUUCCUACAGGAGUAAAGUUGCUCUCAUAUUUGUACAAAGAAUCUCUUGAAAACAGCAGUAAUGAAAACUAUCCAAUCUUGUUAUCCCUGCUAAAGUCCAGUUGUGAGCCAUACACUAGGUUCAUCUAUGACUGGGUCUACAGUGGUGUAUUGAGGGAUAUUUUUAAAGAAUUCAUGAUCCAAGUCAAUGAAGAUUUCCUAGGAUUUAGAGAUCAGCGUUACUGGAUCCAUGGAUAUAUUUUGAUAUCCAAGGAAGUAGAAGAUUGUGUGCCAGUCUUCUUAAAGCACCUUGCUAAUGAAAUAUAUAUGUGUGGGAAAACCAUAAACUUAUUGAAAUUAUGCUGCCCCAAGCAUUACAUUUGCUGGUCUGACAUCCCUGUACCUCGAAUAUCUGUUACCUUUUCUUUGGAAGAACUAAAGGAAAUGAAAAAAGAUUGUGCCAUUUAUGUGGCCCGAAUGGAGAGAAUUGCUCGAUACAGCAGCAUCAGCAAGGAGGAAAAGGAACUGCAAGCAGAAUUUGCAAAGCAGGAUCUUAUCAUUCAGGCACGAGAAACAGCAGAGAAACUCUUGGAAAGAUUUAAAGAUAGGCAAUUGGCCGAGAAAAUAUCUUUGGACACAAAGAAGAGAGAACUCUUUUUGAAGCUGAAAGAACAGUUUGAGAAAGAUCAAGAGCGACGGCUGGCUACCAGACAAGAGGAGGCAGAUGAUGAUUUCAGUUAUGCUCGAGAGUUGCGUGAUCGUGAGCAAAGGUUAAAAGCAUUAGAAGAGGAACUGGAGAACAAAGCUAGAGAGGAACUUAUAGAACAUUAUAGCAGACUAUCUGAGGAAGCUACUCGAAAAGAGCAGAAAGCUCUAUGGAAGCUCCAACGUCAUAAGCUGGAAACUGCUCGCCUGAAGUUCUUCUGGGAUGAUGAAAAGCACAUACAGGAGUUGCUGAAGCAGAAUCCUGUGGCCCAGUCUACAGAAAAUAUAAAUACUUUACCACUUCCAGAGAUUUCACCUACUGAACCAACGUCUUUAAGUGACAAUGUCAAUGAGGAAGAAACAAGAGAAGAGAAUCUCAUUAUUGCACGUGCUCCAUCACCUCUUCUAGAAAAUAAACUGUCUCCUUUAAUUGUAGCUGAGAAAGAAGACACAGAUUGUUGUCAUCCGAGCUUAUGUACUCCUGGUGUGGACUUUUCUGAUUUUCUUCCUGUGACAGCCGCUGAGAAACAAGACACUGAAUUGACUAGUGAUCUCUCACAAGUGGAUGAUGCUUUAAAAGGCAUAGGCUCAGAUCUUGCAAAGUCUAAAGAAAAACAAAUUGUCACUCCUGUAAGUGACUAUGACUUCAACACUGUGUUGAAACCAGUCCCAUUUACACAGGUUUCUCAAGGACACAUACAAAUUGGAGAAUAUAUAUCUAAUGAACAGCCCAGAAGGCCACGUUGGAACUUUCAUGGCCAUGCGUCAGAUGCCAACAUUAAAGUUGGAGAAUAUGUUCCUGAUACACCUGUGACGAUUCCACAGCCUAGUCAGCAUGGUCAUUCUUCUGAUUCUCACAUUAAUAUUGGAGACUUCAUGUCUGAUGUCCAGCCCUCAAGACCUCACUGGAACCUCUAUGGGCAUGUCUCUGAGGGGCACAUAAAAAUAGGAGAAUAUGCUUCUGAUGUAGAGCCUUCUAGACCCAGGCAGAAUAUCUAUGGGCAUUCCUCAGAGGCAAAUAUCAAGGUUGGUGAAAAUGUUUCAGAUGUGAAACCUUCAAGACCACGUUGGAAUGUCCAUGGGCAUGCUUCUGAUGCCAAUAUCAAAAUUGGAGAGAAUGUUUCUGAAGUUGUUUCCUCACGACCUAGGUGGAACAUACAUGGACAUGCUUCACAGUCCCAUAUACAGAUCGGCAGUCUUGUCUCAGAUGUAGAACCAAUAAAACCACGCUGGAGUCCUUUUGGACAUGCCACACAAUCCAGCAUUAAAAUUGGAGAAUGGUCUUCCUCAGUAGAUGACACUGUGACUCCUGUACCUAAAACAGAAUUUGCCCAUCCAUCUGACUCCACAAUCCAGAACGUAAUUUACGGUGAAAGAAAGGACUUUGAAAGGCCGCCUGAAACUCCAGAAACAGAGGACUUUUCUUCAGAACAAACAUGCUCAUCAGAUCCUGUAACUGUAGUAUCACCAUCUAGUAUGAAAGAGGAGGAAAGUGAAGAAGGCCUUCAAGCAGCACCUGAAAAUAUGACUGAAGACAGCAGACCAGCGUCAACAGGAUCACCUGUAAAUAUUAAGAGUGAAGAUCCUACUUGCAGCUAUGAAGAAUCUGGCAACACCACACACAGUGAAGAUGUGCAAGUUCCUGAGGCCAAAGAAGUGAAUAAUGUCGAGGAUGAAACUUGGCAAAAAGAGCAAGAUUAUAUCCAGUCACUGGCGGAUAAAUAUUGCCUGGAGAAAUAUCAAGACAGCUAUGCAAUGAUGUCAGAGCCUCCAGUUCUCCAAAUGCUUAACCAUGUAAUCACCGGAGAGUUCUCCCUGCCUAUGGACCCCAAUGUGCACUCGGCCACUGAUGAGACUGCUGUUAUGCUCAUUGAGCUCCUCUCCCUACCAGUGCUGAUGAAGUAUUCUGUUACUGCACCCAUUGUAUCCCAUGUUUCUCUUGUGAACAAAGCUGUGGUGGAUUUUUACUUUGUGGAGCUGAAUAUGGAAAAACAUUUUGUAGCAAUCCGUCACUUUCUGCUUAUGGAAGAUGGGGAAUUUGCUCAGUCACUUAGUGACCAGCUUUUUGAAAAGCUUGUUUCAGGACAGACGCCCGGUGAGCUGUUCACCCCUCUAGUCCUGAAUUCUAUCCUGAACAAAGCUCUGCAGUACAGUCUACAUGGAGAUUCUCAGCUCGCUUCCAAUCUUUCCUUUGCUCUUAAAUAUAUCCCUGAAAUGUUCACUCCUGCAGCCCCAGAUAUUUUAAGCUGUCUGGAGCUGAGAUACAAGGUUUCUUGGCCUCUGAACAUUGUCAUUACAGACAGUUGUAUAAAUAAGUACAACAAAAUUUUCUCCUUUCUGCUACAACUGAAGCAUAUGGUUUGGACGCUAAGGGAUGUUUGGUUUCAUUUAAAACGUACAGCUUUAGUGAAUCAAGCAUCCAAUUCAGUACAGUACCGACAGCUCCAGCUGUAUCGACAUGAAAUGCAGCAUUUUGUGAAAGUUAUACAAGGGUAUAUUGCUAACCAAAUUCUGCAUGUUACAUGGGCUGAGUUUAGAAACAAACUUCGUACAGUCAGCAACCUGGAGGAAAUCCGCAAGGCGCACGUAGAAUACCUCAACAAGGCCCUUUUUAGGGGUCUUCUAACGGAGAAGGCAGCCCCAUUAAUGAACAUUAUACAUAGCAUUUUCAGUCUUAUCUUGAAGUUCCGUAUACAGCUCAUCUCUCAGCCAUGGGUUUGUGACAAGGAAAAGCAGAUGGCUAGCCACCCUAACUACACACUAAUGCAGCAGUCUUACAAUACUUUCAAGUAUUACUCUGACUUUUUGUUUGAAGUGGUAACCAAGCUUGUAAAUCGAGGAUACCAGCCACAUCUGGAAGAUUUCUUACUGCGGAUUAACUUUAACAAUUACUACAAAGAGAACUGA
Staurois parvus is the source of this 5074-nucleotide messenger RNA. The record is from the annotation of a GenBank genome assembly. NCBI's taxonomy places the organism in Eukaryota, Metazoa, Chordata, Amphibia, Anura, Ranidae.